GGCGGCGUCCUGCCGAAGUGGGAACUGGCGGGCAACUACACCGGCACGAUGAUCGGCUACCACGCCGUCCCGGUGAUCGUCGACGCCUACGUGAAAGGGCGUCGCGACUUCGAUGUCGAGAAGGCUUAUCAGGCUGUCGUCGCUUCGGCGCACUACGACCGUGACGUGGCCCCGCAGGCGUCUGACGCGGUACGCACGGCGCUCGUCCCGGCCGCCAAGAGAUUCAAUGACGAGCUCGGCUUCAUCCCCAGCGACCAAGAGAACGAGUCGGUCUCCCAGGCCCUCGAGUUCGCCUACAACGACUGGUGCAUCGCCCAGUUCGCGACGGCGCUCGGCAAAUCGGACGACGCCGAGAAGUACUUCGAGCGGGCUCGUCGCUACCGCCAGUACUUUGACACCGAGACCGGCUUCAUGCGUGGAAUCAGCACCAACCGCUCGUGGUCCACGCCCUUCAAUCCGAGAUUCUCCGAACACCGCCGCGACAACUACACCGAAGGCAACGCCUGGCAGUGGACUUGGUUCGCGCCGCACGACGUGCCGGGGCUGGUUGAUCUCAUGGGAGGUCCGACGCCGUUUAUCAAGAAGCUCGACCAGCUCUUCACCGAAGACUCGACGAUCGAUGGCGCCAACAGCUCCGUCGAUAUCUCCGGACUCAUCGGGCAGUACGCCCAUGGCAACGAGCCGAGCCACCACAUUGCCUACCUCUACAACUAUGUCGGCCAGCCGUGGAAGACGCAGCGGCUGGUGGAUCAGAUCCUGACGACGCUCUACCACAACGACCCCGACGGGCUCUCCGGCAACGAAGACUGCGGCCAGAUGUCGGCGUGGUACUUGCUCAAUGCGAUGGGCUUCUAUCAAGUUUCACCGGGUGACCCGACUUACUCGAUCGGCCGGCCCUUGUUCGAUGAAGUCACGAUCCAACAAGAGAAUGGCAAGACCUUCACCCUCCGCGCCAUCAACAAUUCGCCGGAGAACCGUUACGUCCAAUCGGUGAAGCUAAACGGCGACGGCCUAUCCGCCCCGUUUUUCAGACACGCUGCGAUCGUGGAAGGCGGCGUCCUGGAGCUCGAAAUGGGACCCUGGCCAGAGAAACGGCAUCUGGCGGCGAAGGCAGGCGCCGGCGCGACGGACGGGCCGUUGCGUGACGAAAAGCCGCAACUCGGAGGCAACGAUUAG
Molecule: messenger RNA, 1176 nt
Organism: Symbiodinium sp. CCMP2456
Lineage: Eukaryota; Dinophyceae; Suessiales; Symbiodiniaceae
Source: the annotation of a GenBank genome assembly